AAAGCCUCAGCUCAGCGCAAGCAGUUGAACAGAAAUUUAUUGUUUUGGUUAAUGGUCGACUACUCGACUGAAUAAUUAUGAUAUAGGAAUAAUUCGCCUAUCUCUGUCUUCAAUUUAGUAGAUAAGUGUAGGCGUUAAUCUCGUUUUCACGGAAAAAACUUGUCUUCUCUGAUUGCAAGUUUCGGCCAAAUAUGACGAUGGAGGCAAAGACCGAGUCGGUUGUUGACGCGCCUGUGGUUGCGCCGCCAGGAACGGUGAGAGAUAUGUCUGACGCGGAGAGCUUGAACCUAGGCGUGGAGGAGAUGUUCGUAAAAGUUGACCAGCUUGAGCAGAAAUUCAAUGAGGUUCAACAAUUCUACUCCACUUCAAAUGCAAAGCACCUGGACACUCGUGUUGGUUCUUUAGUGAAGGAAAAAGAAAGGGACAAGUUUUCUGCGAGCAGCUUUAAGAAGAAGCAGCAAGAUAUUGCAAGUAGGGAAGCCGUUGCUGCUCAGAGAAUGCAAGAGCUUAUGCGCCAAUUUGGGAUGAUAUUGCGACAGUUAACUCAACACCAGUGGGCGGGACCAUUCUUGCAGCCUGUGGAUGUAGUAGGUCUUGGUUUGCACGAUUACUAUGAGGUUAUUGAGAAGCCCAUGGAUUUCAGCACUAUCAAAUGCAGAAUGGAGGCCAAAGAUGGUACUGGGUAUAAAAAUGUUCGAGAAGUAUGCGCUGACGUGAGGCUGAUAUUCAAGAAUGCAAUGAAGUAUAACAAAGAAAGAGAUGAUGUUCAUGUUAUGGCCAAAACUUUGUUGGAUAAAUUUGAGACGAAAUGGUUGCAACUUCUCCCAAAAGUUGAUGAAGAGGAAGAAAGGCGGAGAGAAGAAGAAGCUGAUAUGCAACUAGAUGUACAGUUUGCACAAGAGGCUGCUUAUGCCAAAAUGACUAGAGAAUUAUGUUUUGAUCUGGAUGAGGUUGAUGCACAACUUGAGGAACUCAGAGAUUCGGUACUUCAGAAAUGCAGAAAGAUGACAACCGAAGAAAAGAAACGACUUGGGAGUGCCAUCACUCGUCUAUCUCCUGAGGACAUCAAUAAGGCUGUAGACAUAAUUGCCCAGAACGACCCCACGUUUCAAGCAGCUGGAGAAACUGUUGAAGUUGACAUUGACGCGCAGAGUGAAUCCACCUUGUGGAAAUUGAAAUUUUUCGUCAAAGACACGUUACCACUGCAGAUGAAGAGUUCAACCAGCACUGGAGGGAACAUCAACGGCGACAACAACCAGAACUGCAAUAACAAACGAAAGCGGGAUGUACCAGAAAGCCUAGCUAAAACUGCACAGAAAAAGAGCAAAAAGCCCCCUAACUGAGGAUGACCUGCAAUUAUGUAUCAGAAGCUGUAUGUAAAUGAUGAAUUAUCAUUGUAUAGAUGCCCGAAGAAAUGUCUGAAAUUGUCUUCGUAGUUGUUUCGUACUAGAUAACGAAGUUGUUUUUUCUUUGGUGGCAUGCAAAAGGCAUGAGAAAAAGAGUGUAGUAGAUAGGCUUCUAUGUCAUAAAACUUUGACUUUUGGUACCGAUUUGAGUUGGUGAUUCCUCCGUCAA
Molecule: messenger RNA, 1575 nt
Organism: Salvia splendens (bonfire salvia)
Lineage: Eukaryota; Viridiplantae; Streptophyta; Magnoliopsida; Lamiales; Lamiaceae
Product: transcription factor GTE6
Exons: 9
Coding region: 192-1343 (383 amino acids)
Molecular function (GO): protein binding
Source: RefSeq, a predicted model, not a curated record